Molecule: messenger RNA, 3816 nt
Organism: Melozone crissalis (California towhee)
Lineage: Eukaryota; Metazoa; Chordata; Aves; Passeriformes; Passerellidae
Gene: ST8SIA6
Product: ST8 alpha-N-acetyl-neuraminide alpha-2,8-sialyltransferase 6
Exons: 9
Coding region: 79-1275 (398 amino acids)
Biological process (GO): oligosaccharide metabolic process; N-glycan processing
Molecular function (GO): alpha-N-acetylneuraminate alpha-2,8-sialyltransferase activity
Source: RefSeq, a predicted model, not a curated record
GGCCGCCUCCCCCUCCCCGCAGCCUCCCUUAAAUACUAUGGGGCCGUAGCUGCGACGGGCGCCGCUGCCGAGCGCACCAUGCGGGCUGUCAUCGCCUUGGCCGCGGCGCUGGGCAGUCUGCUGCUGGGAGGCUGCCUCCUGCGCCUGGGCGGCCAGCAGCCCCUCCGCGCCAGGGGCUGGCAGGAGGACGCAGGAGGAGCGGCUGUCACGCCGAAAGUGGUGCGAGCCCUCAGGUCUCCCCUGACGCCCCUUCCUCACACCGAGAACAGAACAACUCAUAAUAAAAAUGGAAUUUACCAGUUUGAACAGGCUUCAAAAUGUAAGGCAAUUCAGGACAACAUUUUGUCAUCAUCUAUCAAGAAGAAAAGAUACUCAGAAGAUUAUUAUCUUCACAUAGUCACAAAACUGCAGAACUGCACCUGGGUAAGGAAACCAGAAGAAUCUACAAAAUUCAGGUCAGAAUUAACUUCCUGCUGUGAUGCAGUUCACAAUUUUAUUGCUUCUCAAAACAACAGCCCACUGGGAAGUAACAUGAGUUAUGAAGUGGACAGUAAAAAGACUAUUCUCAUUACACAGGACAUUUUUAAGAUGCUGCCUGUGUCCUCUCCUCUUUCAGUCUAUCCCUUCAAGAACUGUGCUGUGGUUGGAAAUGGAGGCAUUCUGAAAAAUUCCAGCUGUGGAGCUGAAAUCGAUAGUUCUGACUUUGUGUUCAGGUGCAACCUCCCUCCAACCACAGGAAACAUUAGCAAAGAUGUUGGCAAUAAAACAAACCUUGUGACUGUUAAUCCAAGUAUCAUUGCUCAGAAAUACAACAAGCUAAAUGAAAAGAAGACCGAAUUUCUGGAAAACAUUGCGGUCUAUGGAGAUGCUUUUCUUUUACUGCCGGCAUUUUCCUUCAGAAGCAACACAGCCACUUCUUUUAAAGUAUACCACACUCUGAAAGAGUCCAAAGCAGCCCAAAGGGCAAUAUUUUUUCACCCCACUUAUCUGAAAAGUCUUGCCCAGUUCUGGAGAACUAAGGGUGUGAAGGCCUACCGGUUGUCAUCUGGUUUUAUGAUCACUAGUGCUGCCCUUGAGCUGUGUGAGAAUGUGAAGCUCUAUGGCUUCUGGCCUUUCUCAAAAUCCACAGAGAAGAUGCCAAUCAGCCACCACUAUUAUGACAACCAGCUGCCUAAACCAGGUUUCCAUGCAAUGCCCAAAGAAUACAACCAGAUCCUUCAGCUUCAUGGCAAAGGCAUUUUGAAGUUGCAGUUUGGUAAAUGUGAAUCGGAGUAAAAAGGGUGAUGAUCCUAAGGAGACAAUUUGUGUAUAUUCCAGCAGUUCGGUCUUGGAUUUGAUCUGAUGUGAUUUUGUGAGCAUUAAACUGCAUAUAAUACAGUUCUACAAUAGUGCUACAAUAGAGAAAUAUUUUACGCUUGGGAAGAAAAGGGAGUGAUUUUUUCACACAGUGACUGCUACAUUUAAAAAGUUUUGAGUGAUCAUUUUUUAAAAUACAAAGCAACAAUUAUUUGAAAAAUUCUGAAAUUCCUUUCUGCUGGUUUAAUGGUAGCAAAGCACAAUCUCAGGAUGGUGGCAAUAUGUGACAUUCAUCAUGUUUUGCUUCUAGAGGAUCAUUAAAAUAUUUUGACAUAAGAUCUCUGGUUUUGUUGAUAUCACAGUAUAGGCAAUAGUCUCUGUAUGGUGGCUGCAUGAGUUGGCAGUGAACGUUUUCAAUUAAGAACUUCAUCCUGUAAAUACUGGCAUUUUUCUACAUGAGAGAAGUGAUGAGAAGAGCUGCAGAGGAAUAAUUAAUUCAGAGCCAUGUCAUUCUUAGUUUGUCCCAGGGUGCACAGAUGAGAAAAUCCCUCAGGUCAGAGGUAGUUAAGUGGUUUAUGGGCUUUCAUUCUGUGGGCAGUAAGUAGUGCUGUGGAUUUAAUGGGCUUUCAUUUUGUGAGCAAUAGAUGAUGCUGUGGAUUUAAUGGGAUCACUCAUAUGAGUGAUGUUAAUUCUGAGAACACAUACAUGAAAAACCAGAGCUUUAUAAUUAUUUAUAAACCACUCUGCUUGCUUAUGUUCCUGUCUAAGGUCCUGUUCAGCUCCAAAUGAGGACUGUGAACCUCAGUUCCACACUACAGUCCCCAGAGUCCUGGUAGGGCAUGACUUUGCACACAUUAUUGCUAUUCUAGUUCUGUGUCUUGGCUCAUACAUGAGAUGGAAUUUCCAUUAGAAAGAUGAUGGGUACCAAGCCUAUAAUUCAAUUUCUUUUCAUGUAAUAAAGCUUGUAUUCAUAUGUGACUACAGACAGUGAAACUGCACUAAGCAUUAUUAGAAGAAUGUUCCUCUUGCCAUCAACCCCAAGCUCCUCUACACCAGGAUGUAUGAGAAAACUGACUACAUUCAAUAUAUUCAAUGACUAUAUCCAAUUUAUAACCUGUGCGUAGUUCUUUAAGUUUUCCAUAUGGUCCAAGAAUACAUGUGGAGCAACAUCCUGCAGCAAGAGAAAGUGAAAUAUCAGCCCAGUGGAAAGAAUCCUUUUAACAUUUACAGGAGCUUUGACAAGCAGUUGUACCCUAACUAUUACUGCUUAUAUGCUUAUACAUUCUACUGCAGAAAAAGAAACCCAAUCAAGCAAGCAAACAAAAUUUAAAAAUUGUAAUAACCAGAUUCUGAUAAGAGUUUCACUGACUCUUUUGAGAGUCUGAAUGGUCAGUUCAAAGAUAGAGUGUCCUUCUUUUACACUCAGAUACCAUCAAGUAUUUUGUUUAGUAAAAUUCCUUUUGCUGCUGCAACAUUAAAUCCCAAAUCAACUGAUUUAAAGAGCAUUCAGUAUUCCACUCAUUGAGGAUUAUAUCUGCAAAAAAAAAAUCCUACUUAAAUGAAUUGGACCUUACAAAACAAGGUUCAGAAAAGCCUUUUAAAUUUAUACUUUGUAAGAGCAUUACUGUAUUGUAAUGCAGUAAUGCUUACCUUGCAGCAGUUUUAUAAUCACAUAAACACUCCUGGAAGUAUUAGAAUCAAUCAUUGUGGUUACAGGUCUGUUGAUUGAGACACAUUCAGCAUCUGGAUCCAUUUCCAGGAAUAAUGAUAUCAGAAUCCAGUAUUACUCCUACCCAAGCAGAAGUGUGCAUAAAUUCUGACUGCAAAUAUGAGCAAUAAAGUCCAUUUUUGAAAAUAAGGGUAAAAAUACAUAAUGCUUUGAGGCAAUAACUGAUGCCACUAAUACACAUGUAGACCUCUGAGCGUCAGUAGAGCUUUGAACAGAAACAAAGACAGCAGAAUUGAGCUGAUGAGUCUCUCUGCAUUACCAGCUGGUAACUGGAAGAGGGGAGCACAGGGGUUUGAUUUUUUGUGAUCUGUUCUAGUUACAACAUCACAAUCCACAGUUUUUGUUCCCCAGCUGUGAGAUUUUUACCAUUUUCUGACCACAGUAUCUGCUGCUCAUGUACAGAGAGCUGGCUGCUGAAAGAACCUGCACCCACAUUAUGAGUGUUAUGGAUGAUUGCCUAUUGCAACAUCCUAGUUAUAGAUCAAAGACAAAUUUGCUCACAAAAGAGCAGCUCCUCUGCUAUAAAUCACUCACGUGGAGUGUUUUUAAUAGAAGCUGUGCAAAGUGAUGUAUUUGUCCUUUGGGUGAUGCAAACAGCUGAGGUUGAGGGCAGUCUUGCUGCGUUUCAUCCAGGCAGACAAAGGCACACCUGUGUUCAUGUGAGGACUGUAACAUACUCCAGUCUAGUGUAGAGCAGUGGGGUGAUCUUGGCUGUGUAGCAGCUACAUGGUUUGUCUUGGGGGAAGUUCAUACAUCUUUUGCAGGUUCUUCCAUAGUAUCCAGAACAAUUG